AUGGGUAAGGGUAUGGGUAAGGGUAUGGGUAAGGGUAUGGGUAAGGGUAUGGGUAAGGGUAUGGGUAAGGGUAUGGGUAUGGGUAUGGGUAAGGGUAAGGGUAAGGGUAAGGUUAAGGUUAAGGUUAAGGUUAACGUUAAGGGUAAGGGUAAGGGUAAGGGUAAGGGUAAGGGUAAGGGUAAGGAUAAGGGCAAGGAUAAGGGCAAGGGAAAGGGCAAGGGAAAAGGCAAGGGUAAGAACAAGGGCAAGGGCAAGGGCCGGGAAGAACGGGCGCCCCCAUCCACAGGCGCAAGCAUUUCACGGGCCGUCAAAGCCAUUCUGCAUUGCCGAAGCGAAAUCGGCCGCGAAGAAACCCAAGAGCUCUCGGAGGUCGUCGUGACCUUGCCUGGCGUCGAUGGAGAUGGAGGCGGAGGCGGAGGCGGAGGCGGAGGUGGAGGCGGAGAUGGAGGUGGAGGCGGAGGCGGAGGCGGAGGCGGAGGUGGAGGCGGAGAUGGAGGUGGAGGCGGAGGCGGAGGCGGAGGCGGAGGUGGAGGUGGAGGUGGAGGUAGUGGUGGUGGUAACGACGACGUGCGCGAGCUUAUAGGUUAG
Messenger RNA from Ceratosolen solmsi marchali, 588 nucleotides. RefSeq names its product putative glycine-rich cell wall structural protein 1. The transcript is spliced from 3 exons. Bases 1 to 588 code for a protein of 195 amino acids. The record is from RefSeq and is a predicted model, not a curated record. NCBI's taxonomy places the organism in Eukaryota, Metazoa, Arthropoda, Insecta, Hymenoptera, Agaonidae.